Molecule: messenger RNA, 1614 nt
Organism: Teleopsis dalmanni
Lineage: Eukaryota; Metazoa; Arthropoda; Insecta; Diptera; Diopsidae
Exons: 4
Coding region: 143-1498 (451 amino acids)
Source: RefSeq, a predicted model, not a curated record
CCAGCGCGAAUGCACGAUCUUAAAAGUUAAUUUUAACAUCCCAGAUCGUACACGAUUUGUUGUACGAAUUAAAUGUAAACCGCAAAAUAUAAAAAUAUUUAAAAUAUAAAAAGUGAUAUUGUAUAAAAAUAAACGAACGAAAAUGUCGUCACCGAAAAGUAUCUUAGCAUGUCUAAUAAUUUUAGCACUUUUACUAACGAAAGCGGAAAGCAAAUCGGUUUUCGGUAUUGGCAUGCGAAUAAUUGGUGAUCAGAUAUUGGUCAAAGAUAUUUUGAAUUCACGCCCGGCGCCGAUUGAUGAACAUCCAGAAAUUAGCUUCUGCUACGCUAUAGUUGAACCUAUCACUUAUAUUCAGAUACAAUCGGAUGAAAAUGUCCUGGCUGAAGUAAACUUCAGUUAUCAUAAUGACCUCGUCAAUGGUACCGUGACGGCAGUCAAUGCCACGAAAGCCACAGCACACAUACCGCGGCAGUUUGAAGUACUAAUUACGAUAUACGGUUUUAAUGAAACGAUGUUAAAUGUAAAUCCAGCUUAUAUACUAAAUAAAAACCAAGAAUUUGAUGGUGUGCUUGAGCCAAAUAUUGAAGAAGAUACUCAAUAUGAAGAUGAUGACAUUGAUAUCGAUGGUGAAAAUGAUUAUGUGAAUGCCAACCACGCAGCUAAAGUUAAUGAGCGUAGCUUAGCUAAAAAAGGACUUGAAUGGAAUGAAAAUGACGAUGAUGAUGAUGAUGAUGAAGGUAAUGAUGAUGCACUGGCCGAACAUUUUGAGGGUGUUAAUGCGCAUAAUGAAGAUGAAGCUGAAUUUCCAACUGACUUUAAUAGUACGGAUAAAGUGCUAGAACUUGGUAAACGUCAACAAGGUGAUUAUUUGCUUUAUGACACUUUUCAAACCUCAAAGAAUACCACAAUGAUACCAACAAUGCAUUCAGUUGUCUUCUAUUACAUUGAUAGCGAUUUCAUUACUUACAUAAAAUUUGUUGUUUAUGAACACAUAAUUACCGAGUCGGAUGCAGUAGAAGAUACUGUAGUCGCUGAAUACAGUCAUUACACUCCCAACUCAAUCAAAGCACUUAUAAUAGAUCACAAAUCGACUUCGUUAUUCGUGCAAAUGUUCGUCUAUGGUUUCAAAUUAAUCGAUCGUCCAUUGGAAUAUGUGCCAUACGUAGCAUACAUAACCAGUAUAUACUAUAGGGAAAAUAAUGAAGCAACAAUGUCACCAUCACAACGUCUGCGUAAGCUUAUGAACUCCUUUCAAAACACAGAGUCACCGACUACUAACACGGCAGAUACACCAGUUACUCCAGAUACAAAUACAACAUUUGCAGUGGAGUUGAAUGGUUUGAAAAAUGUGCUGUGCAUGGAAAGGAGUGAACUUUUAACCGGUGGUGGCGCAACUUUAUCAGCAUCAACUAUUUUAUUGCUCUUUUCACCGCUGGGAAUGACUUUAAUGAGCACAUUGUGCAGCACAGUGAUUUCCUCAUGCACAACGCGCAUUUAAUAUGAAUUAUUGGUUAUGAAGAGUGAUUGUAUAAUUGUUAAUUGUAAGUAAAUGUAAUUAUCUUUAAAGUAUUAAUUGUUCAACAUUGGAGAAUAAAAAUGAGAUAUUUAUUUAAA